CAGGAUAAAAUCCAGCCUCUGUUCUCUGCUGUCCCUCUUUCUCUCUGUCCCUCGCACAUACAAACACAAAGCUCAGCUCAGCCCUACACUAAAUACACACAGAAAUUAAUAAAACACACAAAUUCAUCAUUAGUUGGUCCACUUUUCUGGUGCUGUGAAACUUAAAAUUUUGACCUCAUGGAGGAUUACCACAAACCUGACCAGCAGACAGUCCAGGCGCUGAAGAACAUCGCUAACCGCCUCCGAAUCAACUCCAUUAAGGCAACGACUGCAGCUGGAAGUGGCCAUCCCACAUCAUGCUGCAGCGUAGCAGAAAUCAUGUCUGUCCUUUUCUUCCACACCAUGAAGUACCGUCCUGAAGAUCCAAGAAAUUUUAACAAUGACCGGUUCAUCCUUUCUAAGGGUCACGCUGCUCCCGCUUUGUACUCCAUGUGGGUUGAAACAGGUUUCCUGAAGGAGAGUGAUCUGCUCAGUUUGUGCCAGGUUGACUCGACCCUGGAAGGCCACCCAACUCCGAGGCAACAAUUUGUUGAUGUGGCCACUGGAUCACUGGGACAGGGGCUUGGUGUGGCCUGUGGAAUGGCAUACACUGGGAAAUACUUUGAUAAAUCCAGUUACCGUGUGUUCUGCCUGCUGGGGGAUGGCGAGAUGUCGGAGGGCUCUGUCUGGGAAGCCAUGUCAUUUGCCUCCUUCUAUCAGCUUGACAACUUGGUGGCCAUCAUGGACGUCAACCGCUUAGGCCAAAGUGACCCUGCACCCCUGCAGCAUCACGUAGAGAAAUACCAGAAGCGCUGUGAGGCUUUCGGCUGGUAUGCCAUUAUUGUGGAUGGUCACAGCGUUGAAGAGCUUUGCAAGGCUUUGAGCCUGCCACGUCAUCAACCCACUGCAAUUAUUGCUAAAACCAUCAAAGGCAAAUGCAUUCCAGCUGCAGAGGAUAAGCUGGGCUGGCAUGCUAAAGCUUUGCCCAAAGACAUGGCUGAGAUGGUUAUGAAGGAUCUGCAGAGCCAGAUUAUGAACACCAGCAAGCACCUUUACCCCCCUGCUCCUAUCGAGGACUCCCCACCUGUUAGCCUGAGGAACAUCCGCAUGCCAAGCGCACCCAACUACAAGCCUGGAGAAAAAAUUGCUACUCGCAAGGCGUAUGGAAUGGCACUGGCCAAGUUAGGUCGCUACAAUGAACGUGUAGUGGUCCUUGAUGGAGACACCAAUAAUCUCACCUGCUCUGAGAUCUUCAAGCAUGAACAUCCAAACCGCUUUGUUGAGUGCUACAUCGCUCAACAGAACAUGGUCAGUGUUGCCAUGGGAUGUGCUGCCCGGGAGAGGAACGUUGUAUUUGCCAGCACCCUUGCCUCCUUUUUCACUCGUGCCUAUGAUCAGAUUCGCAUGGCAGCAAUUUCAGAAAGCAACAUCAACUUGAGUGGCUCCCACUGCGGUCUGUCCACUGGAGAAGAAGGUCCCUCUCUGAUGGCUCUAGAGGACAUGGCAAUGUUCAGGGCUCUUCCCACUGCUACAAUCUUCUACCCCAGUGAUGGUAUCACCACAGAAAAGGCUGUGGAACUGGCUGCAACUACAAAGGGUGUUUGCUACAUUCGAACCAGCCGCCAAGACAAUGCCAUCAUCUAUAACAGCAAUGAGGAUUUCCAUGUUGGACAGGCAAAAGUGGUGUUCCAGAACAAAGAGGAUCAAGUGACUGUGGUUGCAGCAGGAGUGAUUGUGCAUGAAGCCCUUGCUGCUGCUGAGCAUCUCAAGAAAGAGAGGAUCACUGUAAGAGUGAUUGACCCCUUUACAAUCAAACCGCUGGAUGUUAAAACCAUCAUCGACCAUGCACGUGUCACCAGGGGAAGGAUCCUCACCGUUGAAGACCACUACUAUGAAGGUGGUCUGGGGGAGGCAGUAUCCUCAGCAAUGGUCAACGAGUCCGGGUUUACUCUGCAUCGCCUGGCUGUGUCCCACGUUCCCCGAAGCGGCAAACCUCAUGAGCUCCUGAAGAUCUACGGAAUAGACCGCGACGCCAUUGCCCAGGCAAUCCGAAAGAUGCUUAGCAGCUCUGCUAAUGCCAAGUAAUUUUUUCCCAUGCCCCACCCACCUUUCUAAGUACACCCUUCAGGUGGAGAUAGACAGGUAUAUUUUGGAGGCACAGAACCCAUUUUUAUCAUUAAAUCAUUCACUGUAAAAAAAAAAAAAAAAAAAAAAAGCUGUGUGCUGAAGUGUUGUGAUUUUGUGCAGUUCACCUUGAAGUAGACUUCUGCUUUAACCUUCCUUUUGUGCAUUCAUCCUCCCACACAAAUAGAGAUAAACAGUCUCUGUAACACACACAUCUUCACUCAUAAACUCUUUACUUCUUAUGGAUCCAGUCCAAAAAUGAGAUGUUGCCAUUGGUCACUUUGUCUUUGAUGGAUUAUCACUGUGUAAAACAAUUUGUUGUUCCAUUUCAACACGUUACUUGAGAUGCACCGAUCUGAGAUUUGUGGCCGAUUUCUGAACUACUGUUUUUGUAAAGCUUUGACCUGCCAAAACCAACUUUAGCACUUUUCUGAUAAGGAAGUAGAAAUAUCAGCAUUCAGGUUUUUUUUUUACCUGGCCUUACUGUCAUGAUCAAUAAAUAACAAUAACAAGGUUAUUUAUAUAAGGAGCAAUGUCACACAGCAUGUAUGACAGAAUUGUCUCUGUGAACCAGUGUUUUACAAUUUUAAAACAAAUACAAAAUUAUUAGAGUUUAGAUUUGAAGUUGUCUUUAUCAUCUUAUAUUAGCAAUUAGCAUGAUUUGCACAGUUAGCAUUAGCAACUGUAAACUGCCAUCUCUGUGAGUAUUCAAUAGAGUUUAGAUCCUUACCUGAACUCUGACAUUUUCAAAAGGCUGUCAGCCUUUCCCAAUCCAUCCUUUUCUAUGACAGAAAUAGGUUAAAACUUUAAAAGGCUAACAUAUUUGCUGUGAUAUCUUCCGACUUCCUGGUAUCUGAGAAUCAGUCAGUCAGUUCGCCCCUUCGCUAAUUCCUUUCCCAUGUCUCCACAGCUGGCAAAAGUUGAAGUCUUGUGGCAGAUGACAAUUUUCCAUUGACAAAAAGAUUGGGUAAAAAAGAACGAAAUGACUAGAAGCUAUCAAAGUCUAGGUCUCUUUUGUAGCAGCCCCAAUGAGCCCAUGACAAUCGUACCUAAAAAAAAAAAAAGUUUCCUUUGAAAAAUUGUUUUGUUUUUGAAUUCAUUUUUAUAACGCUUACUAAAACGGAAAAUUGCUAACUUUGAGUCUUCCCGCAGUAACAGCAUCAGCAUCAAAGAGUGUUGUUGUAAGAGCAAGUUGUUAGUUCUCAGGUGUGAUAUGUUCGCAGAAACAUAUUACAUUUUGAGUAUCUCGCUGGCUGGUCACCGGUCAGGGCCCAUCAAGCUUUAAAUCUGCCAAUUUUGGCCAGCUGAUUUCUCGGUGCAUCUAUGCAUGUUACUCUUUUAUGUCCUUUCAGUGCUUACUGAUUUACCUUGUUCAACAAGAAAUAGUUGUGUAUUGCUCUAAUGUUCUAAUACUGGGUGGGGCCCAGUUUUAAUGUAGGUGUUAAUUGUGUCAACAGUGUCAGAAAGACGACCUGGGUUCUUGUUUGUAAAAGGUAGCAGGGGGCAAAAUAAGAUCAAACAAAUGUUGUGAGGUUAUAAACCGUAAGCCACUAAAUAAGGGUUCACUUCCUUAUGCUCGUUCAUUUCAGCUCUGUUUUUAAUAUUGAUUUUAAAGCUGUUUAAACAAACACACCUCAGGGCUUCAGGUCCAUCCAGUGUUGGUACAGAGUUUGACUAAUAAAGGCUGUGGCUGUGAUUUUAGUUACAUCUGACUUGUGAACAAGAGAAAAAAUACACCUUCUUGGUUACUUGACAUUUUGUAUCUCCCAUACUAUCAUGCAAUAAAGCCCUCUGCAUUUGACUUAGAAAAA
This is a messenger RNA of Girardinichthys multiradiatus, 3914 nucleotides long. RefSeq names its product transketolase a (gene tkta). Bases 178 to 2064 code for a protein of 628 amino acids. Gene Ontology annotation, cellular component: endoplasmic reticulum membrane; extracellular exosome. NCBI's taxonomy places the organism in Eukaryota, Metazoa, Chordata, Actinopteri, Cyprinodontiformes, Goodeidae. Gene Ontology annotation, biological process: ribose phosphate biosynthetic process; pentose-phosphate shunt, non-oxidative branch. Gene Ontology annotation, molecular function: thiamine pyrophosphate binding; transketolase activity. The transcript is spliced from 14 exons. The record is from RefSeq and is a predicted model, not a curated record.